GCUGAUGGAUGGGCUGAGGAUGAAGGACACUCAAAGGGAGGCUCAGAGAGGGAAGUAUGUGCCCUGGCUCUCCCUCACCUGGAAGGGGCAUUUCUGGUACGAUUUGCUGCUCUGAUCUGUAAACAAGAGUCAGGCUCUUGAGAAGAGGCAGUUCCCCUUCCUGUGGGGCUGCUGAUGUAACGGUUUUGUGACAAGAACGACCAGCCUCUGAGUUGCCACAGCCUGUGCAUCCGUCUGUCUUGCUGGACACAGUUGUCUCCUCCACCAGCAUAGCCAGGGCCAGAGGGAGUGCAUGACAUGACCCCCACCCUCACGGCUCUACUCUACCUCGGACUGCGUGUGGGCCUGGGAACCCCAGAGGAGGCAGGGACCCUCCCCAAACCCACCAUCUGGGCUGAGCCAGGUUCUGUGAUCCCCCGGGGCACGCCCAUGUCCGUCUGGUGUCAGGGGAUCCCGGGGGCCCAGGAGUACCGUCUGGAAAAAGCAGGAAGCCCAGAGUUCUGGGGCAAACAGAGCCCACUGCUAUCAGGGGACAAGGCCAAGUUCUCCAUUUUACACAUGACAGAGACAUAUGCAGGGAGAUAUCAGUGUUACUAUCUCAGCCCCACUGGCUGGUCAGAGCGCAGUGACCCCCUGGAGCUGGUGGUGACAGGAGUCUAUGAAAAUCCCACCCUCUCAGCCCUGCAGAGCCCUGUGGUGACCUCAGGAGGGAACGUCACCCUCCAGUGUGUCUCACGGCUGGGAUUUGGCAGGUUCGUUCUGACCAAGGAAGGAGAACACAAGCCCUCCUGCACUCUGGACUCACAGCGACAUCCCAAUGGGCAUUUCCAGGCCCUGUUCAGUGUGGGGCCCAUGACCCCCAGUCACAAGUGGAUUUUCAGAUGCUAUGGCUAUUACAGGAACUCCCCCGAGUGGUGGUCACACCCCAGUGACCCUGUGGAGCUCCUGGUCUCAGGUCUUGAAAGCUACCAGAAAGUUCUGAUUGGGGUGUCAGUAGCCUGUGUAUUGCUGCUUUCUCUCCUCCUCUUCCUCCUUGUCCGACAAUUGCGCCAGAACAAAUGCAGCAAGUCAGGUACUCCAGAUCCUGGAGCUAAGACCAGAGCCUCACAGAAAAGCUCCAGCUCCAGGGCUCAUGUCCAGCAGAAGAACCAGUGUAACUGGGGAGGAGAUACUGCCGUGAGAGAUUGCCAGCCUGAGGAGGACAAAGAGGUGGACAGUGUGCAUAGCCCUGACAAUGAAGACCCCCAGGGAGUGAUACAUGCCCAAGUGAACCAUUCGAGUCUCAGGAGGCCUGUGGACACCCUGCCUUCCCCCUCGUCAGAGAGAUUGCUGGACACGAAGGACAGACAAGAGGAAGGGGACAGUCAGGCUGCUGCAUCAGAAGACUCCCAGGAUGUGACCUACGCCCAGCUGAACAGUUUGAAUCUUGGACAGGAGUCAACCACACCUCCUUCCUCCCAAUCAGAGUGUCCCCCAGCAGAGCCCAGUGUGUACGCAGCUCUGGCCGUCCACUAGCCCCAGGAAGGACCCAGACACCAUCCUCCAAGGAGGGAGACUGCGGGGCCCCCAAAAGGCAGUGAGGCUGCCCCCAUGGACACUAAGCUAAUGAACUGGAGCCUGGGGACCUUUUGUAAGCAAGAAGGAGAUCCUUGGACUUUAGAAGUCACCAAAUUCUGUAGAUGAAUAUAAAUAUUAGCUCUCUAUUUUUAGAAAUAAAGCAAUAUACUUCUAAAUAACCAAUGACUGAGAGAAGACAAGCACAAAUGAAGAUAUAACUUUUUCUUUUGCUUAAAUGAUAAUGUAAAUCCUAUACAUCAACACAUACUUGUACUUAAAGGGUAAUGCAAGUGUUGCAUAUCAAGAUCUAAUGAGAAAAUUAAAUGCCUCUAUGAAAUUAUUAGAAAGAGAAGAAAGCCUGAACAUGAGCAACCUAGGUGAACAUUUGAAGUGAUUAGAAAAAAAGAGCAGCAAAUUCAUCCCAAGACAGUGGAUGAAAGAAUAUAAUAAAAAGAACAAAUAUUUAUGAGGAAAGAAUAAAAAGAGAGAAAUCA
Equus caballus (horse) is the source of this 2051-nucleotide messenger RNA. Its product is annotated as leukocyte immunoglobulin-like receptor subfamily A member 5. The record is from RefSeq and is a predicted model, not a curated record. Lineage: Eukaryota; Metazoa; Chordata; Mammalia; Perissodactyla; Equidae. Gene Ontology annotation, cellular component: plasma membrane.